Lolium perenne is the source of this 5910-nucleotide messenger RNA. RefSeq names its product DDB1- and CUL4-associated factor homolog 1. Gene Ontology annotation, cellular component: nucleus; Cul4-RING E3 ubiquitin ligase complex. Gene Ontology annotation, biological process: protein ubiquitination. The record is from RefSeq and is a predicted model, not a curated record. Gene Ontology annotation, molecular function: protein binding. NCBI's taxonomy places the organism in Eukaryota, Viridiplantae, Streptophyta, Magnoliopsida, Poales, Poaceae.
UCCAAUCUUUCUCCUUCUUCUUCCUCUUUCCCCACCGCCAGCCACCAUUAGCCGCCCUUUCUCCUCUGCUCCCACCCCCAGGGCCGUCCCGCUCUUUUCCCCUACGCAACCCUAACCCUAGACCGUCCGGCCUGCUGCCCCCGCAACCUCAACCUAAUGGCGGAUGAGCCGCAGCCAGAAUCAGUUCCCCCCGCCGCCGCCGUGCCGGAGGACGACGACGAGGAGGAGGAGGAGGAGGAAGACGAGGAGGACGAGGAGGACGAGGAGGAGGAAGACGAGGAUGACGAGGAGGAAGAAGCGGAGGAGGAGGAACAUGACGAGGAGACGGAUGCGCUGCUGGAGCGCGCGCAGGUGGUGAUCUCGCGGGUCCUCGAGCAGGAGGCCGACCCCAACCCGCGCCUCAUCCACACCCUCGCCACCAUCUGCGAGGACCAGGAGGCUAGACAUUUGCAAGACUGCGCAAAUGAUCCAUCCUUCAACAAUGCAAACACGAGGGGCUCCCAUACAAUAGGCAAGCUGGCGAAUUUGAUAAAGGAUAACGAUGAUUUCUACGACCUCGUCUUCUGUAAGUUCUUGUCGGAUACAUCAUACUCCGUGGCAGUACGCUGUGCUUCUGCUAGGCUGCUCCUGAGCAUCAAUGAUGCGUUGGCGUCCCAGUUCCCGCACGCUUUUGAAGAUGCUACUAUUGAAAAUCUAAAAAAAUGGAUAAGGGAAGACGCCCAGGCAUGUGAUUGGAAGCAUUUUGGGAAUGGUGAAAACCCCACAGAUACUGAGAUGCUGAGAACAUAUGCUGUUGGGUUGCUUUCCAUGUCGCUGCAUAGUGGUGGGCAAUUGGUAGAAGACAUCUUGAACAUUGGGGUAUCAGCCAAGCUAAUGCAUUUCUUGCGAACACGAGUCUAUGGGGAUGUCACAUCUUCACAGCAAGAUUCCAAGCAUCCUCAGGGUAGAGAUGAUAACAGGGGCAGAGUACGGCUUCUUCAAGACAGUUUGGUAUUGGACGGAACAAGGGAUGGAGAUGGAAUGCCGACUGACCCAAUUUUGGAAAAAGUGCUUGAUCAGGGUGCUGUGAUGAGGCAAGCAGAGGGAGAACAGUUGAUGGAUGCCACUGUUGACAUGCCCCAGCCAGAUGGGCUAAUGUGCUCAGCUGGUUCAGAUGCAAAGUCAGUCUAUGGGGAAAAGCAUCCUGCAUGUGAAAGCUUGAGAGAUGAACUCUUGAAGAAAAAGCUGAGUCGUGCAGGAUCCCGAUUAAGAGGGAAAAGCAAAGCAGGUGAAAGGUUGCUUGAUAUUGAACAGACACCUUUAUCACCAACCUCAGCAUUGGGAGUUGGAAAUCGGGCUAGCAAAGACAAGAAUGAGGAUAAGGUCGAGGUCCUAGAGAAAGCAAUCAAUUUGAACAAUAGCUCUGAAGCCUUUGAGGCGGCUUAUACUCUUAUUUCUAAAGAAGAAUAUGAAGACCGGUUCAGGGAUUGCAUAAUUGGCUUGAAGGAUAUAACUGAUAUUGUUCUGAAGGCAGUUAGAGCUGCAGAAGCUGAAGCCAGAUCUGCAAAUGCACCUGAGGAAGCUGUGAAAGCUGCAGGUGAUGCUGCUGCUGAGCUUGUGAAAUCUGCUGCUUUAGAGGUUUGGAAGAGUGAAAAUAAUGGCGAUGCAGUUGUAUUAGCUGCUGAGAAGGCUGCAAGUACUGUAGUGGAUGCUGCCAUGUCCACUAGUGUUUCACGAAGCUCUGACCAAGUUAAGGAGGUGCAUGUGGUUGAAGAAGAUGUGAAAAUCAGUCCGGACCAGGAUUUGGAAGAUUUUGUUCUCCCUGACUACGAGCAGCUCUUGCAACUUAGAGAAAAAUAUAGCAUUCUGUGCUUACAGGUUUUGGGAGAGUAUAUCGAAGCUUUGGGUCCUGUUCUGCAUGAAAAGGGUGUUGAUGUUUGCCUUGCCUUAUUGCAACGGGUCAUCAAAGACCAGGAGGGAUGUGGCCACGUUUCUCUACUUCAUGAAAUCCUUAAACUAAUUUGUGCCCUGGCUGCCCACCGGAAAUUUGCUGCGCUAUUUGUUGAUCGGGGUGGUAUACAGAAGAUCUUCUCUGUCCCUAGAAUUACUCAAACAUAUACUGCUCUUUCUGCGUGCUUAUUUACUUUUGGUUCCCUCCAGUCUACCAUGGAGCGUGUUUGUGCGCUUUCAUCUGACACACUCAACAAUGUGGUUGAGCUAGCUCUUCAACUCUUAGAAUGCCCACAAGAUUCAGCUAGAAAGAAUGCUGCCAUAUUCUUUGCUGCUGCUUUUGUGUUCAAAGCUGUUCUGGAUUCAUUUGAUGCACAGGAUGGGAUGCAAAAACUUCUGAGUAUUUUACAUGUUGCGGCAUCUGUAAGGUCUGGGGGCAACUCUGGAGCAUUAGGAUCUUCCAAUACGAAUGAAGGGAAUGAUCGAUCACCUGCUGAAGUUCUGACUGCGACAGAAAAGCAGGUUGCAUAUCAUUCAUGUGUUGCACUGCGUCAGUAUUUUAGAGCUCACCUUCUCCAGCUUGUUGAUUCCAUUCGGCCAAGCAAGAGUAUCCGUAGUAUUGCUCGGAAUACUUCCAGUGCAAGAGCUGGCUACAAACCUUUUGACAUUGGCAAUGAGGCUAUGGAUGCUAUUUUUCUUCAGAUCCAGCGGGAUAGAAAGUUAGGACCUGCUCUUGUGAGAACUCGCUGGCCUGUGAUGGAUAGAUUCUUGCUCUCCAAUGGUCAUAUAACGAUUCUGGAGUUAUGCCAGAGUUUACCUGCAGAUCGAUAUCUUCACGACUUAGCUCAAUACGCAUUUGGAGUUCUUCACAUCAUAACACUUAUGCCAUACAGCCGCAAAUUGAUAGUGCAUGCUACAUUAAGCAACAGCCGCAAUGGUAUGACCGUUUUACUUGAUAUAGCAAACAGUGUUGUUGGCUAUGUUGAUCCUGAGGUGAUAUGUCCAGCACUGAAUGUGCUUGUCAAUCUCGUAUGCCCCCCUCCUUCAAUCAGCAACAAGCCGUCCUCAACUGCCAAUCAGCAACCUGGGAGUUAUUCAGAAAGCAGGGACAGGAAUGCUGAAAGAAUUACUUCAGAAAGAAAUCUAGCAGCGAACCAAGGUGAAUCUGGCACACCUGUAGUGCCAUCUGGAGUUGUUGGUGAUAAGAGAAUAUCGCUAGGCAUAGGAGCUGGGGGUCCUGGUCUUGCUGCUCAAUUGGAGCAAGGGUAUCGCCAAGCUCGAGAAGUAGUCAGAUCCAAUAAUGGUAUAAAGAUUCUUUUACAGCUUCUUAGUACUCGGAUGGUUACACCUCCUGUGGCUAUUGAUGCUAUUCGAGCCCUUGCCUGUCGUGUACUGCUUGGCUUGGCUAGAGAUGAUGCAAUUGCUCAUAUACUGACAAAGCUCCAGGUAGGGAAGAAAUUAUCGGAACUGAUUCGUGAUACCAGUACCCAGACAUCUGGAAGUGAUAAUGCAAGAUGGAUAAAUGAACUGACCCAAGUGGCAAUUGAGCUUAUUGCGGUCUUGACAAAUUCUGGUAAAGAAACAACCUUAGCAGCAACUGAUGCUGCUGCUCCAGCGUUGAAGCGCAUAGAGCGAGCUGGCAUAGCUGCUGCUACUCCUAUCUCGUACCAUUCCAGGGAACUGAUGCAACUGAUACAUGAACAUCUCCUUGGAUCUGGUUUGGCUGCUACUGCUGCCAUGUUGCAGAAGGAGGCUGACCUUGCACCUUCGCAAUCAACUGCUGUGGUGCUAUCUGUCCAUCGGGGGGCCGUUGCUCAGGAACCAUCAUCUGUUCAAGUUCAGCAACAAUGGCCUUCUGGCCGUGUGCAGGGAUUUAUGCCCAACAAAACAUUGACUGCCGCAGAUCAAGCUGGCCAGAGAUCAGAUUCUGUUGUCCCUUCAUCUAAAAAGAAGCCAAUGGUCUUCUCACCCAGUUUUUCUAAACGAGCUCAACCCUUUCUUUCAUUUACUGGAGAUGCGGCGACAUCACAUAAAACACCAAUGCCGUUGUCACUUAAGAGGAAGCUUGCGGAUACGGACCUUAGUUUUGCAUCAGCAGCAAAGCGUCCUGCAAUAACUGAUCAAUCAUGCCAAUCUCCUGUAUUUAAAACUCCUGCUCCUACUCGCAGAGGCCUAUCUGUGGCGGUGGAUUCUCCGACCACUACUGCAUUUCAUCCAGGAAGGAGCAACAUUUCCACAGAGAACUUUGAAGAUUCUCAAGGCACGCCACAUCUUUGUGCAAAUGAUCAGCAAUCAGGAAAUUUAGAGCGCGUGACACUGGACUCACUGGUUGUACAAUACCUGAAACAUCAGCACCGCCAGUGUCCUGCUCCAAUAACAACUUUGCCACCAGUCUCUCUGCUGCACCCUCAUGUUUGUCCUGAGCCUAGCCGCAGCAUCAGUGCACCACCAAAUGUAACUGCCCGUAUGGGAAGUCGUGAGAUAAGCAGGGAGUUUAGUGGGAUCCAAGUACCUCGUAGGGAUCGCCAAUUUAUAUACAGCAGGUUCAGGCCAUGCCGUGUUUGCCGUGAUGAGUCUUCGCUGUUGACUUGCAUGACUUUUAUUCAAGAUGCAUCACGAGUGGCAGCUGGAAACCAUAGUGGCGAGUUAAGAAUAUUUGACAGCAACACUGCAGGUAUCAUAGAGACACAGUCAUGCCACCAACAUCUUGUUACAACGCUGGAGUCAGCAUCUUCUGGUGGUGGAAAUGAGCUGAUUCUCUCGUCGAGCUUAAAUGAGGUUAAGCUCUGGGAUGCUUUCUCAGUGUCUACGGGGCCUUUGCACACAUUCGAGGAUUGCAAGGCUGCUAGAUUUAACCAUACUGGAACUUUAUUCGCCGCCAUUUCUACUGAUGCAACUCGCCGGGCAGUUCUACUGUACGAUGUGCAGACACAUAAUAUUGAUAUGCAGCUUCCCAAUAACUCAAGCCUUGGUUCAGGCCGUAAUUAUGUACAUCCAAUUAUACAUUUCAGUCCUUCAGAUGACAUGUUGCUGUGGAACGGGUUCCUGUGGGAUAGACGCAGUCCCAACCCUGUCCAUCAGUUUGACCAGUUCACAGACUAUUGCGGUGGUGGCUUCCAUCCAGCUGGAAAUGAGGUGAUCCUAAACUCAGAGGUGUGGGAUCUGAGAAAAUUUAAGCUUCUGAGGAGCGUCCCUUCUCUGGACCAGACAGUGAUCAAAUUUAAUGGCAGGGGUGAUGUUAUCUAUGCCAUCCUCAGGCGUAAUCUUGAGGAUGUAACAUCCUCCAUUAAUACUCGUAGGGUCAGACAUCCUCUGUUCCCUGCAUUUCGGACGAUCGAUGCUGUCACGUACUCGGAUAUUGCAACCGUCCAAAUAGACCGUGGCGUCCUUGACCUUGCCAUUGAGCCCAACGAUUCCCUCCUUGGAGUUGUUGCGAUGGAUGAUCCCGACGAGAUGUUCUCCUCUGCUCGCCUAUUUGAAGUUGGCAGAAGACGACCGACUGAUGAUGAUUCAGAUCCAGAGGACGGAGGGGACACAGAGGAUGAGGAUGACGAUGAUGAUGACUCGGAGGUUGAUGCUCUCCUUGGGUCUGAUUUGGCGCUGGGGGACACGGAUUCAGAUGAGGAUCAAAGCAACAGCAGCGAUGAUGAGGGCGGUGACGACGAUGAUGACGAGAAUAUGAACAGUGGGAAUGAAAACGACGAUGACGAUGCCGAGUUUGAUGAAGGCGACUUUGCUGUGGCAGGUGGGCUGCUGGAGAUCAUGGGUGGCCGGGACGGCGAUGAGAGUGAUAUGAUCGAGUCCUUCAGUAGCGGCGACGACGAAGGCGGUUGGAUUAUGUAAGAGAGUAGAUGGUUUUAUUUUUGCAUGGUUAGGUUGCGGUUGCGAGGACAUCUAGUAAUGGGGCAUGAACUCUGAGGCGUUAGAUGUUGUAUGUAAAGCUGGUGAAACUUUGCUUCGUCAAUUCAAAAUUUUGGAUAA